This is a messenger RNA of Ctenopharyngodon idella (grass carp), 2761 nucleotides long. RefSeq names its product receptor-type tyrosine-protein phosphatase mu. The transcript has 11 exons. Gene Ontology annotation, molecular function: protein tyrosine phosphatase activity. Gene Ontology annotation, biological process: protein dephosphorylation. Lineage: Eukaryota; Metazoa; Chordata; Actinopteri; Cypriniformes; Xenocyprididae. The record is from RefSeq and is a predicted model, not a curated record. Bases 112 to 1542 code for a protein of 476 amino acids.
CACAAUAUUAAUUCAGAUUAAUUGGUUCCAUAAUGGAAUAACUCCCAUCCGUGUUCAAUUAUGCUGAACACAAUGAAGGUCUGAUGUGUGUGUGUUUUCUCUGCAGGACCGAUGCAGGAGACCGUCAUUGACUUCUGGAGGAUGGUGUGGCAGGAAAACACGGCAACCAUCGUCAUGGUGACCAACCUGGUGGAAGUUGGCAGGGUGAAAUGCUGUAAAUACUGGCCGGACGACACCGAGAUCUACCGAGACAUCAAGGUGACGCUGAUCGAAACGCAGCUUCUGUCCGAAUACGUGAUCAGAACGUUUGCGGUGGAGAAGCGAGGAGCUCAUGAGAUUCGUGAGAUCAGCCAGUUCCAUUUCACCGGCUGGCCGGAUCACGGCGUCCCGUAUCACUCGACGGGUCUGCUGGGCUUCGUACGCAGGGUCAAGGCCAAAUCACCCACUAACGCCGGACCUAUCGUGGUCCACUGCAGCGCGGGGGCGGGGCGAACAGGCUGCUUCAUCGUGAUUGACAUCAUGCUGGACAUGGCGGAGCGGGAGGGCGUGGUCGACAUCUACAACUGCGUGAGGGAGCUGCGAUCGCGCAGGGUCAACAUGGUCCAGACCGAGUAUGUCUUUAUCCAUGAUGCCAUUUUGGAGGCGUGUCUCUGCGGCGACACCACCAUCCCAGCCAAUCAGCUUCGCUCUGUUUACUACGACAUGAACCGAUUGGACCCUCAGACCAACUCCAGUCCAAUCAAAGAGGAGUUCAGGACUCUGAACAUGGUGACGCCGACGCUGCGCGUGGAGGACUGCAGCAUCGCUCUGCUGCCGCGAAACCAUGAGAAGAACCGCUGCAUGGACGUCCUUCCUCCCGACCGCUGCCUGCCCUUCCUCAUCACCAUCGACGGCGAGAGCAGCAACUACAUCAACGCCGCGCUCAUGGAUAGCUACAAGCAGCCGUCCGCGUUCAUCGUUACCCAGCAUCCUUUGCCGAACACGGUGAAGGAUUUCUGGAGGCUGGUUCUGGACUAUCACUGCACGUCUAUCGUCAUGCUGAACGACGUGGAUCCCGCUCAGUUGUGUCCACAGUACUGGCCAGAGAACGGUGUCCAUCGUCACGGUCCGCUGCAGGUGGAGUUUGUGUCCGCUGAUCUGGAGGAGGACAUCAUCAGCAGGAUCUUCCGCAUAUACAACGCUGCACGGCCGCAGGACGGGUACCGGAUGGUGCAGCAGUUCCAGUUUCUGGGCUGGCCGAUGUACCGCGACACGCCCGUGUCCAAACGCUCUUUCCUCAAGCUCAUCCAUCAGGUGGACAAAUGGCAGGAGGAGUAUGACGGAGGAGAGGGACGCACGGUCGUACACUGCCUGAACGGCGGCGGUCGCAGCGGGACGUUUUGUGCCAUCAGUAUCGUCAGUGAAAUGCUGCGACACCAGCGUUCUGUUGACGUGUUUCAUGCCGUCAAAACACUGCGCAACAACAAGCCCAACAUGGUGGAUCUUCUGGAUCAGUACAAGUUCUGCUAUGAAGUGGCGUUGGAGUAUCUAAACACAGGCUAACGGCUCCGAACUCCAGCAGAGACUGUGUGUGUGUGUGUGUGUGUGUGUGUGUGUGUGUGUGUGUGUGUGUGUGUGUACAGUCCGCUUGUAUAUCUUUAAAAUGAAAACUUCAUCAAGACUGUGAAGAGCAGAUUCAACUCCUGCCUCCGUUUCCCGCUGAAUCCAGUCUGACGUCUCCUGCUCUCAAGCGCUUCGCUCCAGACUUAUUUCUGUCUUGUUUUCCAGCACAAAUAUCUAAACAUUCUUAAAUCAAGAUACAUUUACUGGAGAAGAGAAAUGACUGAAGAUAUUAAAGUCGUCCUGAAAGGGAAGUUGCGCUCGUCUUUUCUUCUCUAUUGUGCGGUAUAUACGAGUGAAACGCUUCACAAACAAGAACAAAUGUAGGGCGGGGCUUGAUUUUGAUUAGAUGGUUGUGGUUUGCUACUGGUGGAUCUCAUGUGAGUGACAGGUUGCCCCGCCCUCAUCAUCAGAGAAGAGGAGAGAUGUCAAAACAGGAUUUAAUAUCUUCAGUCAUUUUGCUCCUCCAGUAAAUGUAUCUUGAUUUAAGAAUGUUUAGAUAUUUGUGCUGGAAAACAAGACAGAAACACUGAGGAAGAAGUGUUUUAUGUUCUUAUUGGCCAGUGCUGAUCCACCAGAAUGAAGUGUCGUUUGUUUGCACACACUGUCUGCGAUUCACUAAAGGACUCACAAAAUUACCACUGAACGCAAAGUUUCAAUUCUGAGGAUCCUCAUGAAUAUGUCACAGUCUGUAAUGAGCCUAAUUUACAUAUUAAUGAGGCAUGUUUGUGCUGAACAGAAUGACGGUGAUUCACUGAAAUCCUCCUGCUGGUUAAACUGGAAGAAAUAACGCAGAAAUAACACACGCGCAAGUGUUUGAGUGAUAUUUUGUUGUGUAAAUUGUAUAACAUAUGAAAACAUCAUAACAUAUGAAGAAAUGACGUCAUGGAUCCAAAGCUUCCCAUCGCUCAUUCUUUACGCAUCUUUUCUUUUCGUCUUAUUGUUUGCACAUGUAUUUUUAAUAUUGUUUGUUUAUACUGUAAAUAUUUGAGGUGUGCUGUGAUAUUUAUUCAGGACAAUCAUCUUGUAUUGAGUUCAUAUUGUACAUGAUCAAAUAUAUUGUAUGGAUCAACAAAUGUCUGCCUGUUCAUAACUCGCUACAGUCUUUUAUUUCUACUAUUUUAUCCAUUUUUCAUAAUAAAAAUACAGCUUUUCAUUGCUA